GUCGCUCUUGGCUCCGCCCCUCGUGCGCAGGCUGCGGAGACUGGUGUGCUGUGGCGGCUGCGAAGGCUUAACUUCCAGUCCCAGGAGUGAAUAACCAUGGUGCUCAGUAGUUUGGAUAAGAUAAUUGAACUCCAGAAGAACACUGCCAACAUCAGGAACAUCUGUGUUUUGGCUCACGUUGACCAUGGAAAAACUACUCUUGCUGAUUGUCUCAUAUCCAGUAAUGGAAUCAUCUCCAGCCGUCUCGCAGGCAAGUUAAGGUACAUGGACAGCCGAGAAGAUGAACAGAUCCGAGGGAUCACUAUGAAAUCCAGUGCCAUUUCACUACAUUAUGCAAAAGAUAACCAGGAGUACCUGAUUAAUCUCAUAGACUCACCAGGGCAUGUGGAUUUCUCCUCUGAAGUGUCAACAGCUGUUCGCAUCUGUGAUGGAUGCAUCAUUGUGGUAGAUGCUGUGGAAGGGGUCUGUCCACAGACACAGGCUGUUCUGCGACAAGCAUGGCUCGAAAACAUACGUCCUGUUUUAGUGAUUAAUAAGAUAGAUCGUUUGAUCGUGGAACUAAAAUUCACCCCACAGGAGGCCUAUUCUCACCUCAAGAAUAUUUUGGAACAGAUUAAUGCACUGACGGGAACGCUUUUUACUUCUAAAGUCCUAGAAGAAAGAGCAGAGAGAGAAAGUGAGUCCCAGGUAAAUCCGAAUUCUGAACCAGGAGAGCAGGUGUAUGACUGGAGCACUGGCUUGGAGGACACAGAUGACUCUCACCUCUACUUCUCUCCAGAGCAGGGGAAUGUGUUGUUCACCAGUGCCAUAGAUGGGUGGGGCUUUGGAAUUGAGCACUUUGCCAAAAUCUAUAGUCAAAAAAUUGGUAUCAAAAAGGAAAUUCUUUUGAAAACUCUGUGGGGAGAUUAUUAUAUAAAUAUGAAGGUUAAGAAGAUUAUGAAAGGCGAUCAGGCCAAAGGAAAGAAACCUUUAUUUGUACAGUUGAUCCUGGAAAAUAUAUGGAGUUUAUAUGAUGCUGUCUUGAAAAAGGACAAAGAAAAAAUUGAGAAAAUAGUGACUUCUUUAGGAUUAAAGAUUGGAGCCCGAGAGGCCCGGCAUUCAGACCCUAAGGUUCAGAUCAACGCCAUUUGCAGCCAGUGGCUGCCCAUCUCCCAUGCUGUUCUUUCCAUGGUGUGCGAGAAACUGCCCAGUCCCCUGGACAUUGCAUCUGAGCGGGUAGAGAAGCUGCUGUGCACAGGAUCACAAACAUUCGACUCUCUUCCCCCUGAAACUCAAGCCCUGAAAGCAGCUUUUAUGAAAUGUGGAAGUGAAGAUACUGCUCCAGUUAUUAUCUUUGUUUCCAAAAUGUUUGCAGUUGAUGCUAAGGCCUUGCCUCAGAAUAAGCCAAGGCCCCUCACUCAAGAUGAGAUUGCUCAGAGACGAGAGCGUGCACGACAGAGGCAUGCAGAGAAGCUGGCAGCAGCGCAGGGGCAGGGCCCUGUGGAGUCUAUCCUGGAAACAAGUCCACAAGAAGAGCCAAGAGAUGAUGGACAGCAGGUGGAGAAUAUGGCCCCUAACCCUGCACCCCAGAAGAAAGACAGCCAGGAGUCCUUCAUUGCAUUUGCUCGUGUGUUCAGUGGUGUAGCUCGAAGAGGAAGGAAAAUUUUUGUCUUGGGGCCUAAGUACAGUCCUGUUGAGUUUUUACAACGGGUACCAUCAGGCUUCUCAGCUUCCCCUGAUGACCUCCCCAUUGUGCCCCACAUGGCAUACUGUACCUUGGAAAACCUAUAUCUGCUGAUGGGAAGAGAACUGGAAGAGCUGGAAGAGGUGCCUCCAGGAAACGUGCUAGGAAUAGGAGGCCUUCAAGACUUCGUGCUGAAAUCUGCAACUCUGUGUAGCCUGCCAUCCUGCCCACCUUUCAUACCACUCAGUUUCGAAGCCACCCCUAUUGUGAGAGUUGCUGUUGAGCCGAAACACCCAAGUGAAAUGCCUCAGCUUGUGAAAGGAAUGAAGUUGUUGAACCAAGCUGAUCCCUGUGUCCAGAUUUUAAUUCAGGAAACAGGCGAGCACGUUUUGGUCACAGCAGGGGAAGUUCACCUUCAGCGAUGCUUGGAUGACUUAAAAGAAAGGUUUGCAAAGAUUCAUAUCAGUGUAUCGGAACCCAUUAUUCCUUUCAGAGAAACAAUCACAAAACCCCCAAAAGUUGACAUGGUCAAUGAAGAAAUAGAAAAACAACAGAAAGUUGCAGUCAUACACCAAACAAGAGAUGAUCAGAGCAAAAUCCCUGAAGGGGUCCAGGUCGACUCUGAUGGGCUGAUCACCAUCACAACCCCCAACAAACUUGCUACCCUCAGUGUCCGGGCUAUGCCCCUUCCAGAAGAAGUCACUCAGAUUUUGGAAGAAAACAGUGAUUUGAUUCGUUCUAUGGAACAGCUGACAUCUUUGUUGGAUGAGGGCAAAAAUACUCAGAUGAUUCAUCAGAAGACCCAAGAGAAAAUGUGGGAAUUCAAAGGAAAACUGGAGCAACACCUAACAGGGAGAAAAUGGCGGAACACCGUUGACCAAAUCUGGUCAUUUGGCCCAAGAAAAUGUGGGCCCAACAUACUGAUCAGUAGAAGUAUGGACUUUCAAAACUCAGUGUGGACAGGCGCAGCUGGAAGAGCUUCCCAGGCAGCCAAUAGAUACCGAGACCUGGGCAAUAGCAUUGUGAGUGGCUUCCAGCUGGCAACCCUCUCUGGCCCCAUGUGUGAGGAGCCCCUCAUGGGUGUCUGUUUUAUUCUGGAAAAAUGGGACAUAAGUAAGCUUGAAGAACAAGGAGCGAGUGUUAACCAGAAUCAUGAAAAAUGUGAUGUGGUUGGAGAGGGCCAGUGGGGAGAGAGAAGCUGUCCUGCUGGAGAUGAAAACCAAGAGUCACCAGCUGGCUGCUCCGAGGCCUCUGAGAAAACUUCCCAGAAAGGAGAAUCUCCAGUCACUGAUUGCUAUGGACCCUUCUCAGGACAGUUGAUUGCCACCAUGAAGGAAGCAUGUCGCUAUGCCCUGCAGGUGAAACCACAGCGCCUGAUGGCAGCUAUGUAUACUUGUGACAUCAUGGCCACCAGCGAUGUUCUCGGUCGAGUCUAUGCUGUCUUGUCAAAGAGAGAAGACCUGCUUCAAGAAGAAAUGAAAGAAGGGACAGACAUGUUCAUCAUCAAAGCAGUGCUGCCUGUAGCCGAAAGCUUUGGUUUUGCUGAUGAGAUCAGGAAGAGGACAAGUGGCCUGGCCAGCCCGCAGCUGGUAUUCAGCCACUGGGAGAUCAUCCCCAGUGACCCCUUCUGGGUGCCCACAACAGAGGAGGAGUACCUGCACUUUGGGGAGAAGGCGGACUCCGAGAACCAGGCCCGGAAGUACAUGAAUGCUGUGCGGAAGCGAAAGGGGCUCCAUGUGGAGGAGAAGAUUGUGGAGCACGCGGAGAAGCAAAGAACACUCAGCAAAAACAAGUAGCUCACGCUGUGUGAGUGGGCGCUUUCCUUCCCAGUAAAUUAACAAGGACCACCAGGGGUCUGAUCUUGGGAAAAAUCUCUUGUUGCUGGUUUUCUCUGUGCUUUCACUUUCAAUAAAGUUAAUCCAUAUAAAUAUUUUAAAGAAGAUAUUAAAGAACA
Molecule: messenger RNA, 3617 nt
Organism: Octodon degus (degu)
Lineage: Eukaryota; Metazoa; Chordata; Mammalia; Rodentia; Octodontidae
Gene: Efl1
Product: elongation factor like GTPase 1
Biological process (GO): cytosolic ribosome assembly
Cellular component (GO): cytosol; ribonucleoprotein complex
Molecular function (GO): GTPase activity; GTP binding; ribosome binding
Source: RefSeq, a predicted model, not a curated record